Adineta steineri is the source of this 924-nucleotide messenger RNA. The record is from the annotation of a GenBank genome assembly. NCBI's taxonomy places the organism in Eukaryota, Metazoa, Rotifera, Eurotatoria, Adinetida, Adinetidae.
AUGAAUACUUCAUUGACACGUCACAACGUUGAAUUUCCUGCUGAAGAUGGUGUUAUCUUGCGAGGUUGGCUCUAUGAGCCUGCUAAAACGAAUGAUGAUCAACAACUUUAUCCAGCAAUUGUUAUGGCACAUGGGUAUGGAGCUGUAAAAGAACUCUAUUUGGAUUUAUAUGCUGAAUGCUUUGUACGAUCAAAUUUUGUUGUACUUCUUUACGAUCAUCAGAAUUUUGGUGAGAGUGAAGGUGAACCACGACAGGAAAUUGAUCCACCAAAACAAAUUAAAGGUUAUAGUUCAGCUAUAACCUAUUUAGAAUCACGGACAAAUUUGGUUGAUGCUCAACGUAUUGGUAUUUGGGGUUCAAGUUAUAGUGGUGGUCAUGUAUUAGUUGUUAGUGCAAAAGAUAAACGUGUUAAAUGUGUAGUUUCACAAAUGCCAUCGAUCAGUGGAACACAAAAUUUAAAACGACGUAGAAAUGAAGAGGAUUAUCAAAGCUUAUUGAAAGCUUUUGAACGAGAUAGACAACAACGAGCCGAAGGACGCCCUCCAAGAGUAAUACCAAUAAUUCGACCAGAAGAACAAAAAGAUUGGUGGAAUUUCUUUGAUGUUGGUCAUGCUACAGAAGAAGAUAAAUGGCGUUAUAAAAAUUGGAAAAAUGAACAAACAUUACGCAGUGUAGAAAUGUAUGGUGAAUAUAAUCCAGAAGAAUAUGCCGCAGACAUUUCACCAUGUCCAUUGUUAAUGCUUGUUGCUGAUAAUGAUACAGUAACAUUUACAGAAGAUGAAAUUGAAUUGUUUGAAACAAAAAUUGGUGAACCAAAAAAAUUAGUUAAAUUUAAUGGUGAUCAUUUUUCAGCAUAUAAAGAACAAUUUCAACUUACAUCAAAAGAAGCAAACGACUGGUUUAUAAAAUAUUUACAAUCUUAA